AUGUCCCCCUUCACCAACGCCCUACUCCUCCUCGCCGCCGCCGCGAGCCAAGCCCUCGCCUACUCAGGCGACAUGACAUACUACACGCCCGGCCUCGGGGCCUGCGGAAAAUACAACUCGGAAGCAGACCACAUCGUGGCGCUAGCCCCCGCGCAGUACGGACACGACGCGAACCCGAACAACGCCAAGGUGUGCGGGCGCAAGAUCAACAUCCACUACAACGGCAAGACGGCCUCGGCCACCGUCGUUGACAAGUGCCCCUCCUGCGCCUCGGGCUCCAUCGACGUCAGCCCCUCCGUCUUCAAGCAGCUGGCUCCCCUGGCCAAGGGCCGCGUCAAGGUCACCUGGGGAUACUCCGGCAGCAACUCUGUUCGCGUGGAGGACUUGGGCGCUGGCGAGAUUAGGCUCGAGUUGGUUGAUGAGGUGAAUGAGGAGUAUGCGAACUUUGAGGAUGGCGACGAGAGCGAGUUGUAA
Daldinia childiae is the source of this 474-nucleotide messenger RNA. Its product is annotated as Papain inhibitor. Lineage: Eukaryota; Fungi; Ascomycota; Sordariomycetes; Xylariales; Hypoxylaceae. The transcript has a single exon. The coding region runs from base 1 to 474 and encodes 157 amino acids. The record is from RefSeq and is a predicted model, not a curated record.